Anthonomus grandis grandis is the source of this 8861-nucleotide messenger RNA. RefSeq names its product serine/threonine-protein kinase NLK (gene nmo). Gene Ontology annotation, molecular function: ATP binding; MAP kinase activity. The record is from RefSeq and is a predicted model, not a curated record. NCBI's taxonomy places the organism in Eukaryota, Metazoa, Arthropoda, Insecta, Coleoptera, Curculionidae. Gene Ontology annotation, cellular component: nucleus; cytoplasm. Gene Ontology annotation, biological process: protein phosphorylation; intracellular signal transduction.
AAUUUAACGACCGAACCCAGACCGCGACCGAAAAACUGAAAAUUCACUACACUCGCACUCAGUCCGUUUCAAGUAGUCGCGGAUCGAGGGUGCGGCGCGCGCGCAUUUCCGCACAUCCACAAAACAUUUAAGAACCAACCAACCAACCAUCCUUUUUAUUAUUUUCUUUCUAAUAAUUCGAUUACGACCCUGCUCCGUUUUCUCUCUUAUUAUAUAUAGGACGGGCGUUCGCUUUGAGGGCCUUUUCGUCGCGUUAAAAUUGUAAUACGGACACCCCCUCUUUAUAUUUUUACUUGGAAAGGACCCGUACCGCAUUACAACUUACUGUAAACGUGUUUCAAAUAUUUAAGUGUUCCUAUUAUCAUUAUUUUUUUUUCUAUAAGCGUUCUGAAUAGUGAGUGUUUCCAUUGUGCUCCUUUUGGAUAGAAUCAUACGCGUUUUUAUUGGAAGCUUACUUGGAUAUUUUUGAUCGGAUCCGACAUGGACCCUAACCCAUGCAACUAACAAAAAACGAUGCAGUGAUAAAGUCGAAAACGUCAAGCGCCUCCUGAAUUUUGCGUUCGAUUAUCAAUUUGAUGGCUGUUGUGGGGCCGAGCUGCCACACCAGGGUGUCCAUGUCCGUGUCCAUGAGCCUGAUGCAGGGUAGCGCAGGGGGACCAGCCGCCGCCACUGCCGCCCAACAGGGGGGCGGCGGCGGUUUGCACGCCGCCCAACCCUACUAUCAUCCCCAACACGCCGCCACUCCCGCUCACACACAAGAACAAGUACAGCCAGACAGGCCCAUCGGUUACGGAGCUUUCGGAGUUGUGUGGGCCGUGACUGAUCCGAGAGACGGCAGACGGGUCGCCCUGAAAAAGUUACCAAAUGUGUUCCAGUCACUAGUGUCUUCAAAACGAGUGUUUAGGGAGUUAAAAAUGUUGUGCUUUUUCAAACACGAAAACGUCCUUUCUGCAUUAGAUAUUCUACAACCUCCUCAUCUAGACUUCUUCCAAGAAAUAUACGUAAUAACGGAAUUGCUACAAAGCGAUUUACAUAAAAUCAUAGUUUCCCACCAGCCACUCUCGUCGGACCACAUAAAAGUUUUCCUGUACCAGAUACUUAGAGGUUUAAAAUAUUUACACUCCGCGAGGAUAUUACAUAGGGACAUUAAACCGGGGAAUCUCUUAGUCAACAGCAACUGUGUUUUAAAGAUCUGUGAUUUUGGUUUGGCGAGGGUGGAGGAACCCGACUCGUCGAAGCACAUGACCCAAGAGGUCGUAACCCAAUACUAUCGGGCCCCAGAAAUAUUGAUGGGAGCGAAACAUUAUACUGGGGCAGUGGAUGUGUGGUCCGUCGGUUGUAUAUUUGGAGAGUUGCUAGGUCGGCGGAUAUUAUUCCAGGCUCAAAAUCCCGUGCAACAGCUCGAACUAAUCACCGAACUUCUCGGCACCCCAUCGCUAGAAGAUAUGAAAUACGCGUGCGAAGGUGCGAAAACGCAUAUGCUCAGAAGGGCUCCGAAACCCCCGAGUCUGUCUGCUCUCUACACCCUCUCAUCCCAAGCCACCCACGAAGUCGUCCAUUUAUUGUGUCAAAUGUUGGUGUUCGAUCCCGAUAAAAGGAUAUCGGUAGUGGACGCGCUCGCCCAUCCAUAUUUAGACGAAGGUAGGUUGAGGUACCACUCGUGCAUGUGCAAGUGCUGCUACACGACGGCGAGCGGGAUGCGUCAAUACACCUCGGAGUUCGAAAAUACGGCGCCGCAACCGUUCGACGACCAUUGGGAGAAGAAACUCACCUCGGUGCAACAAGUCAAAGAGGAAAUGCACAAGUUCAUUGCGGAACAGCUGAACACGAGCCGGGUGCCGUUGUGCAUCAAUCCGCAAUCGGCGGCGUUCAAGAGUUUCGCCAGUUCGACGGUGGCGCAUCCUUCGGAACUGCCCCUCGCCCCACCAGUGGGACUGACCAAGGGGUGACAAGAAUGCCAAAAGAUAACGCCAACGUCACCCCCAUCACCACUCCGACACGCCUUUAUAUAAAUCUCUCUAUUUUUUGUUAAUACACGUUUCCUACUUGACCACGUUGCUAUCGGAGAUUACCAGGAAUCAAGAUUCGGCUUGACGUGUGUGGUCUAUUGUAAAUUAUAAUAGUAAUAGUAGUACAUAGAGAAAACACCAAAUAUUUUUUUUAUUCAGGGAUUCUAUGCAAUGCAAUGGACAAGAAAGAGACAAUCGCGCGCUGCAACUUUUUUUUUUUUUUUAAUUAAUUAGUGUGUUUGUGUCGUUUUGUGUAUAUUUUACUCGCUCACUUUCUAAUUAAUUUUUAUUGUCUUGAGGUUAUAAAGUGACUUGGUCGAAAAUGAAUUAGUUUUAUAGUACCGAGCUAGUGAUACUCACCAACUCCACCUCACCUCCCUCUAAAUGUGUAAUAUUUAGUGAAGCUCAUAAUAGUUGUCCCCCUCCAUGUUAGAUAUGUAAGCAACGGAUAUAAUUUUUGAGGUCGUCACGAUGUCGCGUCAAUGUUUAUUAUUAGAAAAUGGAAAAAAAAUCAAAAAAUUGUAAAAAAGGCGCCUAAAGCAUCUACAUUAUGUGUAAUAAUAAUAAUAAUAAUAAUAAUAAUGCUCGUAUUAUGAAUUACUCUAGGAAGGAUUUUUAUUAAUUCCACUGGGCCUGACAUAUUUUUUUUAAACCUUCCUGCACUAAUCCAUAAUUUAGAUCUAAAAAAUUGGUGAUGCUUAAUUUUUAAGAGGUUAUAACGAGAGUGUAGAUAAAUGUGUACAGAUAUCACUGCCUUGUAGUAGAUUAGAUAGUAAACAAAGUAAGUUUAGAUUUUAUGAGACUGACGAUGAUGAUCUGGCUUAAAAAUUCAAUUAUGAUAUAUAUAGUCGUGCCUUAAAAAUAUUAUUUGUUCAUUUUUCUACAAUUGUUAUCAAACCAUCUUUGUGUGACCAGAGGCUUGUCGAGUUAAAUCGCCAGGCAAUUCUUAAUAAUAAACUCUCUUAAAUGGUUUUAUAUACAUAUAUAUGGUAACGUGCAACCUUUGGGUGAAAGAGAUCUAGUUUGGCAACUUUUCUAAAAAAUGGCCACCUAAAGUUAUGAUAGACAAAGGCUUAAUUUUAACGAGAACAGUAUAUCGAUACCGAAGUAGUGAAUUUUCCGAAGUAUGGAAAAAUAGGGUCUAGCUUCGACACUAAAAAGUGAGGAAACGGUCCUAAAAAAAAGAUGCUUUUAUAGUUAGGUUGGGUUUCUAAUUAAUUCCAGGUACAAUUUAAAUGCAAAUGAGAGUGUUUCACCAUCAGACACAAAAUAGGUAUUCCAUAAAAGGAGCAUACUUGUGGUAUUUUUUUCCUGGAUUGGCCCAAUUUCUUCAUGCCAUUUGUAGGGAAUAAAUUUCUUUUUAUAUCAUGAAAAUUGCCCAAUAAGUUAUCAAGAUAUGAGACUUUUAGACGAGUGAGUGAUUCUUGGUUCUGAGAUGGAUUGUCAUAUUUAAGAAAUAAUUAUUUAUGUGACUUAUUGAGUUUAGAAGUAGAUUUUCUUGGAGAAUUAUUUUACCUAUCCGAAAGGAACAAAUUAAUUGUAUUAUGAAACAAAUUCGAGAAAUAUUUGUAUUAUUCCAGGCACUAACAACGAGGAACAGCCCAAAGAUACUCUUGAUAAAUAAAACAGUUGGUAUAGGGAUUUAUAUCCAAUAACCUCAAACUCAGGACAUCUUGAUCGACAGAAAUGUCUCUAACUCAAAGGGUUUUUGAGGUACAAAAGACGUUGUGGUAUGAAAAUUUUCAGUAAGAAACGGGGUUUCUUUGACCAUAACCCUUCGAAAAAUAUUCUAAUUAUUGCGUAAAAAUGUUCUUAAUAGUCAAUAAUUGCUGAGCAAAAAUAUGUCCUUACUUAAACCUCCUUGAUUACCACAAUCGUUUAGUUAUAACCACGUUUUUGCCCUCAAAUCCAUCUUCAGGGACUCCUUAAUAUUAGUGUAAAAAAUAAUGGAAAUAUUCCAAGUUAGUCCGGAGUUAUACCCAAAAAUGUCUUCAAAAUAAUGAAGAUUUUAAUACAACAUUUAUAUUUCAAAAAUGGAAAUCAAAUUUGGGAACUCUAGGACCUUGAUCGACAAAAAUGCCUCUAAGUCAAAAGGUUCUUGAGGUACAAAAAACGUUUUGGUAUAAAAUUUUUGGGCAAGAAGCGCCCUUUCUUUGCCCAGAUCCCUUUUAAGAAUAUUCCAAUUAGUUCAUAAAAAUAUUUCCAGGAAUGGUGAAAAUGUACUCAGAAACUUGCUGGCCCAACCGGAACUACUAUAAUUAUCCAAAUUCUUAAUCCAGAACUACGCUUUUAUACUUAAAUAUAUCCUCAAGGAUUGCUUUAUAUGGCCUAAAAUGACUUACCCUAAACAAAAGCUUCCACAAAACUUAGGAAUAUUUAUUGAUGACCAUUCAUUUCAAAUUCAGUGAGUUUGUUAGUUUAUGCCAGUUCCCAUGGAAGGCACAAAGCUUUAAUUUUUUUCACUUUAAAAUAUUGAUGCCAAAUUUAAAAAAAAAUGUGCAGUAUGUCAUUUUAGGCUUAUACAUGGGCAAAAUGACAUACACCUUUUUAUAGAAAAUGUUGCAAAUAAAAAAGGUAGAAAUAUUGAAAAAACCUUUAUUAUAAAAUACAAAAAUAUAAUGCUUUAGUCACUUACGAAAAAACAAAUGCCUAUUCAGUUACAAAGUUCGCAAGUAAAAAACUUAGUGCGACGGGAGACCCCUGCGCAUUCUGCGUGACUCCACUUUUUACAUUUUUGACACCGCAGCCAAAGCUCUGGGAAUAAAGGCUGUUGCAACAGAUACACGCGGCAUCUUCAUCAUCGUCUUCAACCUCAGCAAAUGGAUCUUGAUUUUUUUCUUCAUCAUCGGUUUACAAUUUGACCUUUAACCUGGUUACGUUUUGCACGUCGCUCCAAGACUAAACGUUUCUCUUCUUCUUUCGCCUUGAGUUCUUCCAUGUUAGGUGUAGAUGUUAGCACAACCGUUCCCUGUCUUUUCCGAUUUGUUCGUUUAAAAGAUGCUGAUACCUUGGGUAUUGGAAUGAUGCUUUCCACGGAAACCCGGCUACUGUCUAGUAUAUUAUCUUCUUCUUCAUUUGGAGUUAUAUGGGAUGGUCCAGGUCUGUCCCUGUCGGCUUGUGAUGGUGGAGGGGAUGUGUUUAGAUGAGGUCCUUGGUGGCCUCGUGUUUGUAAUUCGGGAUCACUUUUGUUUAGGGAUGGCGAUUGCUAAUGACGCAGCGAACAUCCAGUCGGGAAAAACAUUGGCGUUAAACGGAUGGAUUCCUGUUUUUUUGAACCCACUAACGGCAUUUUCCAUAGUUGCACUGCGUUCAUAGGCUUCAGAAAAUAGCUUUCCUACUUAAAAAGGAGAUACAGUGCGACCUGGAUUAUACUUGAGCCGCUUUGUAAUCGUUUGAUUAUAAUAGGCAGAUAGAGGGCCAAAAAAUGACACAUCCAGGGGUUGUAAUCGGUGUGUGCAGUGCGGAGGAAAGCAAAUCAUUAGACACCAUUUUCUUUAGCCAACGUAAUAACUUCCAAUUGUUUGUGGCUGACGUGACCAUCAAGCAGUAAGAGGGUUUUGUUAUUUUGAGAUGAAUGUGUAAACUUUAUAAAAUGUUUCAGCCACUUACAAAACAGGUCGCCUGUGAUCCAGCCCGAUUCUUGACACAAGCCCAAUGUCCCAGCUGGUGCGUCAUCAAUUAACUCUGGCUUCCAUUUUUUUCGAGAAAAAAUCAGAGCCGGUGGCACAAAAUUACCUAUUGGAUUCAUAGCACAAACUACAGAAGUGUGUGCCCCCCGUUCUGCACUUGUAAUGGCACCAACCUGAUGCUUUCUUCCCUUUGUGGCCAUAAUUCUUUGCGGACGUUGAACCGUAGAAAGCGCAGACUCGUCAACAUUGUAGUAUACGGUCAAAGGUUAUGUUAUGUUCCGCUACUGUAUGUUCCAAUAAAUUGAAAAAUUUUUCAACUUGCGGCUUAUUGAAGCUCAAGUGGCUUCCGGUGCUCUGAGUGAAAUGUCAGGAUUGCGCCCCCUAAAGCCCACAAGCCAAUCCCAGCCAGCCUUUUUCUUAAUCCUGUUAAAUCUAUGGGGUUACUUCUUCCUUUCAGCUAAUUCAAAUGCCAAUUGCCUGACCUCUGUUGUGUUCAGGCCAAACAUGCAUGUUUCCAAUUUCUUAAUAUGUUGCACUAUCUCGCGUUCAAGUUCUGUAGAAAAUGUAGGUCCAUAACGACCCAAGCCUUUUUGAGAACCUUUUAUUCUUUUAUUUUUAUCCUGUGCCCGUAUCCGUCUAAGGGUUGCUUGCGGUACACCAUAUCUUUUAGACGCCGCCAACCAGCCCAGAUCACCGUUUUGGAAUGCUUUAAUAGCUUCGCUCAUGCUUGCCUCACCCCAAUUUUGACGCGUCGAUUUACGCGUAUACUUUCCAACCAUAUUAUCUGAAAUCAUAAAAACAUAGGUAUAGGUUUCAGCCUAAUGCCUAUGUCGUUUUACACCAACACUGUGUAUGUCAUUUUACCCAAAGAAUAAGUGUGUUAGAAAUGACCCAAAUACUUAUUAAAAACACAAAAAAACCGGGGUUAAAUCACAUCAAAAUAAAGAAAAAAGUCAAUUUUUUUACCUGGAUUAACCGUACUUAGGCUUAUUGUACCUCAUCAAGUGAUAUCGAGAAAUUAGGAAACCACAGAACAAUGUUUUCAGGUUCGGAAAAAGUUUUUUUCGGUAUUUCUUAAAAACACGUGUAUUCUGCCCCGCAGAGUAGACUCGACUGAGGUCACAGCUGCCACGUCUCAAAUUAGAGAAGUGGCCGAUAUGCCAUUUUACCCUAGUAUGUCAUUUUAGGCUAGUUUCCCCUACUAGUGUAAAAAAAUUAGGAAAAUAUUACAAGUAGCUUCGAAGUCAUUUGCCAUCUGUUUCAAAGGCCUGAAAUUUGAACAUUUAUUCAACCCAUGUAUAUUUAUGCAAUAACACACCGAAGUACUUGACAUAUUUUAUUUUCACAUUGACAGCUACGUUAUUUACUACAGUUUCCCAUUGUAAUUUCCGUAAGUGUUUUUCUGGUUUAGGUUAAAAGGUAUAAAUGUGGUUUUCUCUAAUCUAAGGAAGAGUAAGCCAGUACCUCAUUUUUAUCAAUGCCAGCUCAGUGUUAGUAAUAGUAUAUUUCCAUUUUUCUUUCUUAUAAAAUAAGUCUUCUAGAAAGUACUGCACAUGGCAAUUUGAAAGGGAGCAGACAAAGAAAAGGAGAUUUAAAGCAAAAGAAGUAAUUGGAUUAAUAGGUAAUAGUUGCUUAUUCCAAAACCGUUCUUUCUGGACUUCUGGACUCAGUAUCUAGAACCUAGAGGAGCAUGAACACAAGAGAAGAUGUGUGUUUAUCCUGCUUAGUGCCAAAAGAAAAAUGAAGACUUAUAAUAUCAAAUUGAGGAUAGAAAAAUGCACAAAUCUAAAAAAAUUCACUUCCAACGUUAUUUACCAAAAUAGCGUCUCCACUAUCCGAACAAAAAAAUCGGACUUCAAAAUUAGAUGCUUUCUCUGAUCGUGGAACAUUCUCUUUUAUGAAUGUCAAAAUUUCCUCUUCCACCAUCUGAAUACUGUUAAAUAUCACACUUUUCAAGACUUUUCUCAUAAUUUUAAAUGUGAUUUUCAGAAAACUAGACCUUUACCAUAAAAUUUUUAAGAGAACCGUUUUCAAUAAAAAAACAACCUAAAUGUAGCCGACAUGUAGAGUCUAUGCAUCAACGUGCAACUUCUUCAACAAAAACUUUCUUGGAUUAAGAAAGAUUUAUUUUUGCAAAGUUGCUUGGUGUUGAAUAGCCUCGGGCCACGUUUACUAUUAGUCCAUAGAAUUUCACUUCAAAUUACCCUUGAUAAUUUCUAAAUUCAUAAUGUGUUCAUAACAAGUUCAACUGAACACAUUCAAAACUUUACUUGUCUACUAGUUCGUAUUUUAACCCAAAAUUCUGUUGUUUACAGUAAGAUUUGUCCCAGACCUACCAAAUUCUAUGGUAACCUUUUAUUUUAUUUAUAAUCUCUUAUUUUAAUUAAAAAAAAACGAAAACUAACCAGUUUUUAACAAAAAAAAACAAACUAUUCAAAGUUCAUCAUCGAUCAGUAUGCUAGUAAACGGUUUAAGACUUUUUUUUUAAUUUAAAGAUAAAGACUGUGAAUAGCUAUUAAAUAUGUAUAAUGUGCAGCUCUGUUUAUGACCCGAUAGAAAAAACACUAAAAAAAAAAUGCCAACCUUCUUCAUCCCCAUCAAAGUAGUUUUAGUGUUCUUAGGUGUGGUUUCUAUAUGUGUGCAAUUAUGGUAAAUAGAGACUGUAAUUAGUGAAUUUUUAUUAAACACGGUGACGAUGAUGAUGAUUUUUUUUAGGUUCAAAUGUACAUAUUUAAUGUGUAGAGUUGCGGUCAGAAAUAAUAUUAUCUACGAGGGAACUUAUAAAUGUAAUAUUAUUUCUAGCCCUAGCUGCAUUAUUAGCGAAUUUUCUGUUUUAAGUCUGUGGUUUUAAUUGUAAGGUGAACUUUUGUGUACAAAAAUUUGUAAUUUUAGCAACGACUGCUGAUAAUUCUGCCAAAAUGCUGCAAUAAAUUGGCAAACCAUUAUUGUUUUUGUAUAUAGAUGAGUGCCUCUUUUAUUCUAUAUAUUUUUUAAACCGUUUUAAGGGCGGACGCAGUAAAGCGGCUACCCUCCUUUCUUUUUGGUUCUCACACUUUUUUAAGAUUUUUGUAAUUAUAUUCCAUUGAAUUUUCCAGCGAUCUCAGUAACAGACAUGUAAAUAUUCGAAGUGUAUUUCUUUGUUUUUUUUUUUCAAUUUAAUGGUCAGUUAAACGAGUUUACUUAUAAGUCUAUAAUACGAAAAUAAACAACAGAAUGUACAAAU